Molecule: messenger RNA, 552 nt
Organism: Penicillium pulvis
Lineage: Eukaryota; Fungi; Ascomycota; Eurotiomycetes; Eurotiales; Aspergillaceae
Exons: 2
Coding region: 1-552 (183 amino acids)
Source: RefSeq, a predicted model, not a curated record
AUGCCAUCAUUCCUUGACCUUCCGCCAGAGAUUCGACUGAUGAUAUACGCUUAUUCGCUUAAUCCAAAUGAAUAUGUGAAAAGCUAUCGGAAGAUUGUCAAAACCGUGGCACUUGCUGCGAUAGGUCCUCCCCUUAGUCAAAACCCUCGUUUAUACGUGGAGCGAUACACACCUUCUAUUCUGUUGUUGAACAAAAAAAUCAUGACCGAGGCUCUUCCUGUCCUAUACCGAAAACCGCUGGACCUCUAUGGAACUCCAUCAACAUACUUUACGAUGCGCCAAAUGGAUAUUUCCGAAUUCAUUAGUGAGCAUCUUCUUCAGCGAAUCCAAUAUAGUGCUCUACGUCUAUAUUUUCCCAAUAAGACUUUUGUCCUAGCCUUGCUGGAUAUCUGGGGCGCUGAUAACCGACUGGUAAGGCUGGAUGUUUAUCUUCCAGAGCAAGCGGCACGCAACAAUCGACACUGGGAGAUUGUUGAAAGCAGGCUUCGAACAUUUUCCACAAUGGUCCCUGUUGAGUGGCAUGAGACUGUCAAUUCAUUGAAAGAGAAUUGA